Messenger RNA from Elaeis guineensis (African oil palm), 1304 nucleotides. Its product is annotated as BURP domain-containing protein 6. Lineage: Eukaryota; Viridiplantae; Streptophyta; Magnoliopsida; Arecales; Arecaceae. The record is from RefSeq and is a predicted model, not a curated record.
UAAAUCCACUUACGUGUUGGUCCCUUGUGCAGCUGAGCUCCAGUACUCCUCGAAAGCCUGAUAUCCAACUCUCCAGUUCUUGCACCCAUGGGACCUUUCCUACCUUUCCUUCUCUUUGCGCUUGCAGUUGGGGCAAGCCAUGCGCCUUCUCCUGCAGAGGUCUACUGGCACAAAGUACUGCCCAAUACUCCCAUGCCAAGCGCCAUCACUGACCUCUUACACCAUGAUGUGGUUGCUGAUGAGAAGUCGGACAGAAGGGUCAACGUUAACGGCAAGGACACCAGUGUGAGUGUCGGCUACAAGGGGAAGCCUGUGGUUGUCAACGUAAAACCCUACUACUCUGGCCCCUUCCUCUACAACUACGCCGCUACGCAGAGCCAAAUCCAGGAUCCCUCCGUAACCCUCUUCUUCCUCGAGAAGGACUUGCACCCGGGCGCCAAGAUGACGUUGCACUUCAUCCGGACCACCACCGGCGCUACCCUUCUUCCACGCCGAGCCGCCGAUUCCAUCCCCUUCUCCUCCGCCAAGCUCCCGGAGAUCCUUUCCCGCCUCUCCAUCGCGCCUAACUCCAUGGAAGCCGAGGUCAUGAAGAAGACCCUUCAUGAGUGCGAGGAGCCGGCGAUCGGCGGAGAGACCAAAUACUGCGCCACCUCGGUCGAGUCCAUGGUGGAUUUCAGCACGUCCAGCCUUGGGACUCGUGACGUCCGAGCCCUGUCGACGGCGGUCGAUAGGGAGGGUACACCGAAACAAGUUUACAGCAUAUCCAAGGUGCAGAAGCAGCCUAGCUCUGAGGUGGUGGUUUGCCACGGUGAGAACUAUGCAUACGCUGUGUUCUACUGCCACACGAUGAACGCAGAGGCGUACAAGGUGUCGAUGGUCGGGAAGGAUGGGACCAAGGUGGAGGCGGUGGCUGCAUGCCACACUGACACCACCGGAUUCAACCCCGACCACGUGGCCUUCAAGGUGCUCAACGUUAAGCCCGGGACGGUGCCGGUCUGCCACUUCCUGCCCCAGAGCGAUAUUGUUUGGACUCCCAACAAAUAGAGCAUCUCGUCGUUGGAGAUGAAGGUGUGAUUGCCCUAGAAAGCUUCUACGGAAGAUUUCUUUGGCUAGGCUAUCCUAUUACAGUUUCCUUAAUUUGUCAUGGCGCCUAUCAGAUAUAUUAUGGUGAUGUAUAUGUGUAUUCCCGUUGUAUAAAUAAAAGUAGACUUAUGUUUGUAUGAUGAGGCGAACUUUUCUUGUGCCUUCUAUUUGUGAUGUGUAUGCAUUCCUGUUGUAUAAAUAAAAGUAGAAUUUUCCUAGUA